Molecule: messenger RNA, 432 nt
Organism: Funneliformis mosseae
Lineage: Eukaryota; Fungi; Glomeromycota; Glomeromycetes; Glomerales; Glomeraceae
Source: the annotation of a GenBank genome assembly
AUGAUUUUGAAUAAUCAAGAGCUAAAUGAUUCAUUUAAUCAAUGUGAAAAUGUGAAAUCGGAGAAAUUUGUUGUAAAUGAGAAGGAAGAUGAUGAUUUUGGUGUUUUUGAAUGUAGUGAAGGAAGUAGUUUUGAUGAAUUUGAAGAUCUUGUAUAUAAUUCACAUAAUUCACAUGAAAUGAUGAAUGCUAACUUGAAUUGGAGUUCGUUUAUAGAACUUUGGAGUGAUCAAGGAUGUGUUAUUGGAUUUACAUGGUGUGAACAAGAGAAGAAUUCAACAGAAAUACCUAAUAAUAACACUGAUAACACACAAGGACAAGGAGCUCCUAUCAAGUCGAAUAAUAUUGAUCAAGGUGUAGAUUUGAAUCGAAAUUCUUGGAUAACUAUGUCAGAUCUUUCAUUUUUGGAAUCAUUAUCUUCUAGACCAUCUAGU